Messenger RNA from Prorocentrum cordatum, 362 nucleotides. The record is from the annotation of a GenBank genome assembly. Lineage: Eukaryota; Dinophyceae; Prorocentrales; Prorocentraceae.
GAACGGGCCCCGCCUCGGAGGACGUGGCCACGCUGGAGAGGGCGCUGGCGGCAUCCCCCGACGCGGAGGGGGACCUGCUGUGCGGCGCGUGCGGGCACUUUGUCGCGCGCCUGCGGCACAACGAGGGCAGCGGCAGGUACAUGUCGGGGCGGGUUUCCUAUUCCACAUCGGCGUGUUCUCUCGGGCCGAGGGCGCGCUGCCUCUGGGCGCGGCGUACGCCGAGGGAUCGUGGUUCCCCGGCUACACGUGGCGGAUGGGUCACUGCGUUUCGUGCGGCGCGCACCUGGGCUGGUCGUACCAGGGAGCUGGGGACAUCCCGGCCCCCGCCAACGGGGCCGCUCCCCCCGCGCUUUGGGGUCUGA